This is a messenger RNA of Silurus meridionalis, 4803 nucleotides long. RefSeq names its product zinc finger DHHC-type palmitoyltransferase 5a (gene zdhhc5a). Gene Ontology annotation, molecular function: palmitoyltransferase activity. The coding region runs from base 2074 to 4359 and encodes 761 amino acids. The record is from RefSeq and is a predicted model, not a curated record. NCBI's taxonomy places the organism in Eukaryota, Metazoa, Chordata, Actinopteri, Siluriformes, Siluridae. The transcript has 12 exons. Gene Ontology annotation, biological process: protein palmitoylation.
GCUGCAGUGAACGGAAAAUGUUUCUAUUGGUUUAGGGGAGAAAAAGUGGAUCUCGGCUGUGUGAACUGCAGCUUUUACGGCAGGACGCGUUGCAUAAUGUAGCCGUUGGACGGAAGACACUAUUGAUAUCGACAUUUCUUUGCGAAAACUGUCAGCAAAAAAAAAAAAAAAAAGAAAGAAAAGUGCAGUACCACCAUUACUCGAUCAGCUGAAGAGUUAGCUAGUUUCCUAGCUAGCAGGCUAGCGGGACAGCCAUUCAGGGAGGAAUCCCAAAGAAUCCGAUUAAAGCCAUUCUAUCUGGAUUGGAUAAUCCGAUGUAAUCCAUUACCGUUUAUAACAUCAUCCUGCAUCGUGUGAAGGGUGUGAGCGAGCUGACAGACAUCAACACUUACAGCCAACACUUGUUUGCUUCACGACCGCAUUGAAAAAGGAGCAUCUCUGAAACAAGAGCAAUGAUGUGUUAACCUGUUGGACCUACUUCCUCUUUCACUGGAUUACUCAUACUCCCUGGUGCGUGUACAUGUAACUGUAAGCAUGGCUCAGGUUGCAUGCUCGAGACGACAACCUUCGCAGGCUCUUAUGUAAUACACGCCGGCAUCGGCCUCUGAGCAAACAGCACACAAGAAAGUCCCAAAAGUCUCCCAGCGGAAAGCUGGUCUUUGUUUGUAUUUUAUACUCCAUUUCUCUUUCACCUAUGAGCAUUUUGUGGUUGUCUGCAGCUUUGUAGUUUUUAUUUUUCAGUCACUCCACUGAUCUGAAUGAGCAUUCGGGAGUUUCUGGAACACGCCCAGUUUCUGCUUUUUAUGAGCUCUUUUUAAAUUGAGGCACCACUGUGCCUCAGAGACUCUUUGUACUUUUUUAAAAAUUUCUUAUCGUAGAUGCUUAUGAUAGUCAGUAGAUUUAGGCGGAAGCCCGGCUCGCUUUUUUUGCCUACUUCCUGAAGAUUGGUUGUGAGGAUUUCAGCUAGACUGGUCCAUCACUGCCUUUGGCCUUUUUGGCCUAGAAGCAGAAUGCUUCGACUUGGUACAGAGAGACUCAAGUAUCUCCAGCAUAGCAAAGUGCAAUAUCCCACAUGCUGAACAAAAUCAAAAGAGACAUUUCUGUUUUAUGUGCUGGCAAAAAAGCGCAACAGCUGGAAGCGAUUUCUGUGCCAUUCUCACAACACUAUCUCCAUCUCUGUAAAAACUGGAGACACUAAAUCUUUCACUUCAAUGAUGAUUUGCUUUCUUACAUAAUUUUACCUCCUUUUUCUGUUUCGAUUCGCUUUUUUAACCUGAGACUGCGAUUUCAAAAGCUCUUAACAAUACUCAGAAGCCCAUCUACCUUAUUUUAUUGAAAAACUUUAUGCAUUUAACUACAAAAUCCAUGUCAAACAUUUUGUCUUCUACCUCUACCUUUAAGUUGUAAAACCAAAAGUUUUAAAUACCACCGCUCAUUUAUAGUUAUUCGAAUUCAGCCACAGGGAACACUCAUUUAUCAUUUUUCCUUUUUCAUCACAUUUUUUUGCUUUUACCAAAAAACAAAACAAAACAAAAACAAACAGCCAUAUUUUCUUUUUUAAUUGGAUUUUUUUUUUUUUUUUUCCUCUUUUUUUUUUUUUUAAAUAGUCAAAACUCAAAGCUGUUAAACUGUUUUAGAAAUUACCAAAAUGGCUUUUUGGUUUUAAAUAGAAAAGAAAUUGCAACAAAGCCAAGAAAAAAAAUAUUGCACUCAAAUCUAUUUAUAAAAGCUUUUUUUUUUCUUUUUCUAUGCUGGCCUAAAAGGGCCAGGAAACCAUUGAUGGCUGUGUUCAAGCCUGAGUGCUUUAUAGUGAAGAAAGCCUGAUUUGUUGCACUUUUUUUUUUUUUUUUUUUAAAUUGGUUUUUUAUGUUUCAUUGCUCAUUUCACUCUACUCUUUCAGCUAUAACUAUGCAGACAAUCUGUCAUUUCUUUAUCUUGAGUCGAGGGGGAGAAGAACUGAUACUCCUCCCAUAGCCGAUUCCUGUUUCCUACACACACACACACACACACACACACACACUCCUUCCAGAGGGUGGUUUCUCGGUGACAGCUCCUCCUGGUGCGCCCUGGGUAAUGCCGAGUAGUAGUAAGAGUGGGGGUUUGUCUGACCCCUCUUCCCCUCCCCACCCUACCAUUCCAUCCCGCCCCCUUCGGCCCAGUCGAUAUGUUCCGGUGUCUGCAGCAACAGCAUUCCUUGUGGGAGCAACUACACUCUUCUUCUGCUUUACGUGCCCAUGGCUUUCAGAGACUUUUUCAGUCGCCAUACCAAUAUACAAUGGCAUCAUCUUCCUUUUUGUAUUAGCCAACUUUUGUAUGGCCACCUUCAUGGACCCCGGCAUCUUCCCAAGAGCUGAGGAAGAUGAAGACAAGGAGGAUGAUUUCCGAGCGCCACUCUAUAAGACGGUGGAGAUUCGGGGCAUACAGGUGCGCAUGAAGUGGUGUUCAACCUGCCGAUUCUACAGACCACCUCGCUGCUCACAUUGCUCAGUGUGUGACAACUGUGUGGAGGAUUUUGAUCAUCACUGUCCGUGGGUGAACAACUGUAUAGGCAGGAGGAACUACCGCUACUUCUUCCUGUUCCUGCUCUCUCUGACAACUCACAUCAUGGGCGUCUUUGGUUUUGGGCUGCUCUUCAUCCUGUACCACACACAGCAGCUAGACCAAGUACACUCUGCCGUCACUAUGGGUGUUAUGUGUGUUGCUGGACUUUUCUUCAUCCCAGUAGCAGGUCUUACUGGUUUUCACAUUGUACUGGUAGCAAGAGGCAGAACCACUAAUGAACAGGUAACGGGAAAGUUCAGAGGAGGCGUGAACCCCUUCACUAAUGGCUGCUGGAGAAAUGUGACACGUGUUCUCUGCAGCUCCCAGGCACCCAGGUAUGUUGGAAUGAAAAGGAAGGCACAGGCGGUGUCUGUUCAACCCCCAUUCUUGAGGCCGCAACUCUCAGAGGCGCAACUGGCUGCCAAGGUGCUUGACAAUGGUAUCCAUGGAGAUCUACACCGGUCUAAGAGUAGUUUGGAAAUGAUGGAGAGUCAGUCUGCUGAUGCUGAGCCACCUCCUCCUCCUAAACCAGAGCUCAGAUACCCAGGCCUGUCAAGAGGACCUGCUGAAGAGAGCAGUCUGUUAAAUAAAGCUCCACCAACUCCUACCAUGUACAAAUACCGACCUACAUACAGCAGCCCAGGGAAGAACCACACUGCUCUGACACAUGCCUAUGCCAACCAGAUGAGUCGUGGGGACAGUCUGAAGGAGUCCUCUUCCUCUCUCCUCCAGUCCAGUCAGCAGCCGGGUUUCCGCUCUGAGCCCAGUCUGGAUGGCCGUGAUGGAGGAGGAGGAGAGCGUAUGGGUGCUGAGCGACCCUCCGUAGGUCAAGGGGCACCACAAGCCCCUGGAAUCUCUGCCUAUUCCUUCGGGGGGCGCUCUUACCCCUCCUUCUCCGACCCCACUGUGCUCUCGGGAGGUGGUUCUCGCUCCUCCAGUGUGCGCUCCACCUCACAAAAUGCACCACCUUCUGAAGCCUCUAGCUACAAGAGUUCAGCCAAUCAAACGCCUCCACCGCGCAAUGGCAGCUUGUCCUACGACAGCCUUCUUACACCCUCUGAAAGCCAGAAUUUUGAAUCCACGUCACCUAAUCCCCCGCUUGGCUACACCUCCCCAUUUCUUUCUGCACAGAUUGCACAGCAACGAGAGGAGGAGCUUCACCAGCCCUCCUCCUCCAGCUCUGCCCUGCUUGCUUCACCACACCGUGGCACCGCCUACCUGCGAGGCUCCGCCUCCCCUCCGCCGCUACCUGACCGAGAACGUGAAAGGCUGCUUCAUGAUGCACAGUCCCGCCAGCACCAUCACCACCACCACCAUCACCACCACCAUCAACAUCAGCAUCGACCACCACGCUUUUCCCGUCCUCCGCUCUUGUCUGAUUCAGGCCUGCCAAGGCUCUCUAACCCAUACCGCACACGCUCCACAGAUGCUCCACUGCCCCCUUCCACCCACCCACCACGCACAGGUCACCCACCUUUAGGCAAAUCUCUGUCUUAUUCGAGCGCCGCAGCCGCUGAAAUGCAGUAUCGCCUUGUGCGUAAAGCCUCCGCCUCCACCUCGGCUGGGGCAGGGGGCAUCCAGGCGCCCAAGGACGAGAUUCAGAUGAAAUCUUAUAGUCGGACAAAUGGGCAGCCUAAAUCGCCUCUUUCUCAGUCUCCUUCUUCGACCCCCUCUUCCCCCUCUCAUCCAGUCAGUGUCUCCACACGACCAGGACACGCCUAUCCCAGUGGUUCUUUUCAGAGCCCCAGCCACAAGCCUGGAGGUGGUGUGAAGAAGGUGACUGGUGUCGGAGGGACCACUUAUGAGAUAUCAGUUUGAGACAUGGCAGUUGUUUGACCUGUCCUGUGUCAACAGCUGAGUCUUGGACCUGCCUCCUCUACUUGCUCAGUCAGGGCAGAGGUUCACUACGCUGUUGGAAAUGUGUUGAACACAAGAGACAUUUAUUGAAACGUUGGAGUGAAUGAAGUACUCCAGACCUGUGCUUUAUUUUUAUACAUAGGGAAAGUUUGAGUAAGUUGCCCUGCCUGUGUGUGGUCAGAUAAAAGACAUUGCGGAGGAGGGGGAGGAAAGUUGCUUGUACAAUUCCUGGACUUCCUGACUUGCCAUUAAUGAGGAGGUGUGACACUCGAGUAUGGCAGAUGACUGGACUGCCUUGAAAAAUCUAAUUAUGAAAAGGGUUGCUUUAUUGUCAAUUGUGUAAAUCGUUAAUUGUAUGUUCUGUAUAGCGGGGGGAAAAAAAAAAGGUCACGUUUUCCCAGGGUG